CGCUACUUCCGGUGUAGCUACUUCCGCUUUACGCCUCUCCUCCUCGUUCACAGAGAUGACGGCUACACUGCGCCCGUAUCUGAAUGCGGUCCGGGCCACGCUGCAGGCCGCUCUGUGUUUGGAGAACUUCUCGUCUCAGGUUGUGGAGCGGCACAACAAGCCCGAGGUGGAGGUCAGGAGCAGUAAAGAGCUGCUGCUUCAGCCAGUAAUCGUCAGCCGAAAUGAGAAGGAGAAGGUUCUGAUCGAGGGCUCCAUAAACUCAGUGCGAGUGAGCAUUGCUGUCAAACAGGCCGAUGAGAUCGAGAAGAUCCUGUGCCACAAGUUCAUGCGGUUCAUGAUGAUGAGGGCAGAGAAUUUCUUCAUCUUAAGGAGGAAAGCAGUUGAGGGCUAUGACAUCAGUUUUCUGAUCACAAACUUCCACACAGAGCAGAUGUACAAACACAAACUAGUGGACUUUGUCAUUCACUUCAUGGAGGAGAUCGACAAAGAGAUCAGUGAGAUGAAGCUGUCUGUCAAUGCCAGGGCCAGGAUUGUCGCCGAAGAGUUCCUCAAAAAUUUCUAAUUGAAAAAACCCCAAACCCACAUUCCUUUUGCUACGUUGACCGUCGUCUGUGGAGUGCUCACGAAGAAGCCAUUUUGAGACAAACAACUUUCAACUUUGACCUUUACCCCAAAACCCCUGUGCUCACCAACUACAUUCACAUUUGUAAAUAAUGAAAAUACUCACAUUAGACAUUAGUUUUUCUGCCUUACAACACAAGUACUUAUCAGGGCAGGUCCUUAAAGAUAUAUUUUACAUAUUGAGCACAGGGUUACAUGUGUUUGUUAUCAAAUAAUUUAAAUGUUUUUUAAUAUAUGAGAAACUAUAAUAUACUUCACUUCAUUUUGCAGUGUUAGACUUAAACACAAACUCAAAAUGCAUGUGUAGAAACUGAUUUCGACCCCGCUGUAGAUUCACAAACAAAUGCUGUGGACAGAAUAAAAUCAUUAUUCUUUGUAAA
Molecule: messenger RNA, 1001 nt
Organism: Periophthalmus magnuspinnatus
Lineage: Eukaryota; Metazoa; Chordata; Actinopteri; Gobiiformes; Gobiidae
Gene: arpc4
Product: actin related protein 2/3 complex, subunit 4
Exons: 6
Coding region: 56-562 (168 amino acids)
Biological process (GO): Arp2/3 complex-mediated actin nucleation; actin filament polymerization
Cellular component (GO): Arp2/3 protein complex; actin cytoskeleton
Molecular function (GO): actin filament binding
Source: RefSeq, a predicted model, not a curated record